CUCGCGCUCGCUGGCCUCUGCGGGCGGGCGGUGCCUGGGGCGCCCCCGGCAUGUCGACGACGAGGUGGGGCGGUGGCGUGAAGGCGGACCGGAAGUUCGACGACGUGCAGGUCCUCGGCGCCUGGAAUUUCACCCUCCAGGGCGACACCCCGCUCUUCUGGAUCAAGUCUGGCGCGCUGGACAGCUACCUGCUGCAGUUCACGGUCAGCCUGCCCUAUCCAGGCACCGCGGGCCUCGUGCUGCACGCCGAUCAGGACGGCACCGGCGCGGACGGCGUCUCCUUCUGGAUAGAGCGCAGGCCCAGCCACGGAGGCAGAGAAGGCAACCGCCGCUACAUGCUGGCGGGCGACGGUCUCGACUCUCAGCCCGUGGCCACGCGGGGGUUCGCCGACCCGGGGGGGGCCCACGAGGAGUUCGUGGAGGUGCUGGUACAGGGCUACAACGGGCACAUCCUCCUGCAGGACCGCAAGAUGCGGCUCAGCUUCCGGGCGCGCAGCGGCCGCGGCUGCCUGGCGUUCUACAACUCGACGCAGGCCGAGAAUGACGACGUCCACUUCAACGGCGUCCGCGUCACCGCCCUGAGGAAGGGCCCCCUGGAGAUCUCAGGCCUCCUGGGCCGGCGGGAGCACUCGCUGCUCUCGCCGGCGGAGGGCGAGGAGCAGGAGGCGGCCGGGUCGACCACGUUGGCGGCCACCUCGCUGCAGGAGGCGUCUUCCUGGCAGUCCACCGCGGCGCCAGGAACCAGCAGGGCCUUGACCGGGACCCAGGGCUUCCAUGGCGUGCAGAAGGGCGUCUCGAGCCCCGCAGGGGGCUCCCGCCGUGGCAGCUCUGGCGCGCUGCGGGCCAGCGCCUCCGACGGGCUGCUGCAGGGCGCGGGCGCCAGCGCGCUGGGCCUGAGGAGCGCCGCCACCGGGGUCCGGCAGAAGAAGCAGGGGCCGAAGAUGGGCGCCUUCGCCCUCAACGCCCCCGCUGGCGAGAGGCAGCUCCUUGCCAGUACAGCGGGCGCCCGGAAGGCCCCUUCGUCUACGGCUUGCGUGGACUUCAUCGCAAUGUGAGUUCGAGGCUGAUAAUCGACUUGCACCGGAGCUUGAGAAUGUCUGCGCAUCCGCUCAGGUUGACGUUUCACACCCUCACAAAUUGUCUUCUUCCCACGCUCUCUCGCUCACACUUCCCGUCCCCCUUUC
Prorocentrum cordatum is the source of this 1184-nucleotide messenger RNA. The record is from the annotation of a GenBank genome assembly. NCBI's taxonomy places the organism in Eukaryota, Dinophyceae, Prorocentrales, Prorocentraceae.